Messenger RNA from Copidosoma floridanum, 375 nucleotides. RefSeq lists its product as uncharacterized. The record is from RefSeq and is a predicted model, not a curated record. NCBI's taxonomy places the organism in Eukaryota, Metazoa, Arthropoda, Insecta, Hymenoptera, Encyrtidae.
AUGGGAUACUUCAGAAAAUUAGUGGAACACUGUUCAGUAGCAGCGAUGCAGAUGAAUGGCAAGUGCACGAGGGCGCUAGUGUUAAAUAAAUGCGUUAAGAAGUAUUUGAAGGCAGAAGUCGGUACAGCAAGUACUACGACGACAAUGAGUUCGACUUUGGAAACGAGUACAGAGAUGGAAACGAGUAAAUCUAUGGAAACGAGUACAAGUGAGGGAACAAGUGGUGCAGCUAUAGAAACAAGUGCAUCGACUGAGGAAGAGAUUUCCACCUCGGAGCAAUUAGUCCCCGAUUCUGGUACAAAGACUACUACCCCGGUUAUCCCGAUCACCACCACCACGGCGGUCCUUUCGACGACUGAGAGUAUGGAAAUUUAG